Molecule: messenger RNA, 4204 nt
Organism: Tripterygium wilfordii
Lineage: Eukaryota; Viridiplantae; Streptophyta; Magnoliopsida; Celastrales; Celastraceae
Product: zinc finger CCCH domain-containing protein 38
Exons: 5
Coding region: 1320-3899 (859 amino acids)
Molecular function (GO): metal ion binding
Source: RefSeq, a predicted model, not a curated record
AAAUUUACAGUUAGGUUAUACCUAAGCAGAGUCUAGCAGCGAGAGUCGAGUUAUACCUAAGCAGAGUCUCCAAGACUCGAACUUUUUUGCCCUCUUGCAGCAGUGUGUUCAACUAAUGGCGGAGUGUUUACACAGUUGUUCGGUUCGCUCGCUUUCUAUUUGAAUUCGCGCUCCCUCUCUCAAGGGUUUUUUUCCUUCUGUAGCAGUGUCUCUGCAUGGCGUGCUUUCUCUGAUUCUCUAUUUUCACAAAGUUGAUGCAUGGAGGGAUAGUCAAGUGCGCAAAUAAUUGGUGCAACAUUUUGUAAUCGAGGGUUCAAGAGCCAUAUUUUUUGUAGCACGUUUAACCGGAUCCAUAUCUAUCUUUUAGAACUGGAAACCAUCCAAAAGGUCUUGAGAUUGCGAAAUAAAACCUACUUCAGAGUUCAAGAGUGCCAAAAGUAUCCAUCAAUCAACAGAAUAGUGUGGAUGAAUUUUAUAAAUGUUCAGUGUACAUCUGUGGCCUGUGCUGUGAAGAAGUGAAGAAUGAAAUUGGAAUCGAAAUUUCUAUCUCCUCUACUGUAUAUGAAGGCUGCAAUACUCCAUUGGUGUUUAUAAUUGAUUGGUCGUUGUUCAUGAUGAAGUAUUGGUAGCGAGUGCAUAGUGUCCAGUAAAUGUAUAUGAAAUUAGAACUCUGUAAAGAAUUUGCGGUUUGCAGCAUGCAAGUAGGUUUGAUAUAUGAAUGUUCACAAGGAAAAGGGAGUUCACACAUUACAGUUAGCAUGAUUUCUUCCGGCCAUUGUCUUGCUUGGCAUAUCACUUUCAAAGACUGGUUGAAAGUAUAGUCUCUGCCUUGCGAUUAUUAUCACGUUCGAUGGAAGGUUCCUGCAAAUGUGUUAGCUAGGAGGCUUGAAAACAUGGCUAGGAGUAUAAUCAGUCCCGGAGAAUGUGCUUAAGUCAAAGGAAAGCAAAUGUUAAGUGUUCAUCAAUUGCAAAUGAGGUGGUGAAUCACUAUUUAAAAGUCAAUAGCCAUGGCAUAUAUUGCAAAUUAGGCAUUUAGAAGGUCGUUGAUCCUAUAAAUUGACACUUUUUAUUUAAAUGAGAAGGAACUAUAUUGAAGAAGCAGCACCACCUAUAUUGAAGAAUGUGGCAAGGUGGUGCCAUCCAAUUACGAGAGAGAGAGAGAGAAGACUUAAAUGAAGGGCAAAGAGUUCAAGUCCUACAAUCAAGCAUAUCUAGGCCAUCAAUGAGAGUGGUUUCAUUAAAAGAACUGCUAUUGGUCUCUAAAAAUUAUACUUUGCUGUGACUCUCGGAGUGAGUGAACAUUGUGCUGCCUUUUGAAAAUGAGUGGAAUUGGAAGAAAGCGUAUUUCUAAGUGGGAUUUGAAAGAGGAAUCUCGGCUAUCAGUUGAUAAUGUCCAAGACAGAUCUUGGUCAGGGAGAACAGGCGCAUCUUUCCAUGAAAAAGAGACGGAAUCUGGUUAUGAGGGUUAUAGCAUGAGAAUGUCUCCUGGUCUUGAUGACUGGGGAAAGCAAAGACACCGCCACUCUCCUAAAAAUGAAUGGAACGGAUCACGCAGUGUAGGAGGGUUCACUUUCUUGUUCUCACUAGUGAUGCAUGCGGCUCGAUUGGUCUCUUUACUGGUGUUUCUUGGUCUCUGUAUUAUUUGCAGGAGCCGGAGCCGGAGCCGGAGCCGGAGCCGGAGCAGGAGCAAGAGCCCUGUCCGUGGCUUUAGGCGAGAAUCAGGAGUUCCUGGUAGAAGUAGAAACAGAUCUGGAUCUGCACAAUUAUGUAGAGAUUUUUCUGCUGGGAGGUGCAGAAGGGGCGACCAUUGCCCAUUUUAUCAUCAAGGUACUCAGAAUUAUGAGGAUAGUUGGGAAAAUAGACAAAGGAAACCUGGAGGUUCAGACUAUUCACCUUCCCAUGAUUCUCGGGAGUACCCUGAGAGGAGUGCGAGAUCUCUUGAUUGUUGUAGUGAGUUUCUUAAAGGUAGGUGUCGCAGGGGGGCAUCUUGUAGAUAUGCUCAUCAUGGCGCUUCUGAUGUGUUUGGCAAAGUAUCUGGAGAAGAUGUUAUUAGAGUAAGAGAAAAUGACAGAAGGCAUAGAGAUGUGUCUCAGGAGUGGAGUGGCGAACCUGAAUCCCGCAGGAGCAUUGAUGUAACCUGCAAAUAUUUUGCAGCAGGAAAUUGUCGUAAUGGGAAAUAUUGCAGGUUUUCUCAUCAUGGUCCAGCACGUGUAAGUCCUGACCAAAGGUCAAGAGAUAAUCGGUUGGUUCAGGGUCGCAAUGCAGAAGAUGUGGAGAGGUCAAAGAAUGUUUCGAAAUGGGGUGAUACAGAUACAUUUCCAAAUUCUGCAAAAUGGAAUGAUGACAAAAACAAAGUUACGGGUGCCCCUGAAUCAAGGUUUACCGCUUGGCCUACCUCUUCUAGAUGGGGCAGCCAUCGUUUUGAUAAUAGAGAUCCGAAGGACAGUGAUAAAGCAGCUGAAGAUGACAAGAAAGAAGGCCUUCAUUGGACAGCAGAAAAUGCAAGUGCUGGUGUAUGUGCCUCUGAACCAAAAGGUGGUGAUAGUUGGCUUGGCGAUAUGGAAAUGUCUCCUGACUGGAACUAUAAAGAGCAACCUUCAAAAAAUUCCAUGAAAGAAGAGCAGGGCUCUGUUGUCCAGAGUUUGCAUUCUCUAAUGCCUACUGAAACUAAUCAUAAUCCGGAUAUAAAUCAUGGGGUGUCUGGUCAGAUGUAUGAUACCUCUUCAGUAAAGCAACCAAUGACAGUGGAAAGGUCUGCCUUUCAUCAGGACUUGAAUCUGAUGGAGGGUGGCACAGUUGCAUUGCCAUGCAAUGAUAUUAACACAAUUGGAAAGACCGCCACUUCUCGCAUGGAUCUAAAUUAUAAUAUGAACAUCUUGCCUGGACAAAGUUUUGAACAUAACAUCCAGAGUUCAAAUGUUGCGCCUUUUUCAAACGUAAAUGCCGUUGGGAAAAGUCAAAUGGCUAUUCCUAGUGACCCUUCAGGUGGUGGAAACAUAAUAAAUCAUCCCAUUCAUGCAGCAUCUCUGAAUGGAACACCAAGCAAGAAGCUAGAGAUUGGAGAUGUGACCUUGUCCCAAGUAAGUUCUGGAAUUGUGCCAUCUCAGAACAUGGUUAGCAAUGAGCAGCUCACUAGCCUCUCAGUCUCUCUUGCACAUUUGUUAGCAAACGGGCAGCAGCUUCCACAAAUUUAUGCAUCUCUUAGUUCCCAUGUUGCAACAGAUCUACCUGCUAUUGCCAAAACUGAAAGGCCUACUGAACCAGGUUCUGCAGCGUCCUCUCAGCCAAAUCAGGUCAUUGGAGACGAGAAGCGAUAUGAUCCUUUGUGUGAAAGCAGUGAUGCAAACAAGCACAAUGUCAGCAACGGUCAACUGGGGCAAUGCAUUGUAGACAGAGAACCACAGAUAUCAUCAGAAAGAUUAGACCACUCAUCUUUUGCUGUAGAAACUAAUGGCAAUAAUGAUAAUAAAGUACGAGAAGAACCAGGUAAAAUUGCUGAAAUUACAAAGGAAAACAAUGCCAUGGGGGCUGAGGAAAGUAAUAAAGUAGGAGAGCAGGCUGAAGUUCAGCAAGAUAAUGGUUCGGGGGCAAAGGUUGAAGGAGAUGCCAAGACUGGCGAGGGCAAGAAGAUCAAGGAUAUCAAGGGGAUGCGCACAUUUAAAUUUGCACUAGUGGAGUUUGUUAAGGAGAUCCUGAAACCCACAUGGAAGGAAGGUCAGAUGAGUAAAGAUGCUUACAAAAAUAUUGUGAAGAAAGUGGUUGACAAGGUGACUAGUACAGUGCAGGGAUCUAAUAUUCCUCAGACUCAAGAAAAAAUUGAUCAAUAUCUUUCAUUUUCAAAGCCAAAGCUGAAUAAACUUAUACAGGCAUAUGUGGAAAAAUCCCAGAAGGCCUCAUGAAAACAAGGAACAUUCAGUGCUUUCAUUGUUGAAUUUUCAAUUUUCUCCAUGUAUUGCAAGCACAUAUUGUCAUAGAAUGUUUCUUGUUCCCUCACUGUCUCUGUGGUACAAUCUUUUUUGGUUCUCGGACACUUGCAGCCGAAAAUGGUAUCGAGUUCAAGCGCGAAUGAGAUCACCAAUUCUCCUGUAUCAGGACCUGGAUGAAUUGGCAGUUUGGUACAAUAUUGAUAGCUUAGUUUACAGUCUAUUCCGUCAGUUUGAAUUGUUUGAUAGUAAUCUAUCAAUUUGCAGGUCUUGAUUCUUCA